AGGUAGCUUAGUGGGAGAAAGGUAACUUGAUGGCUUAUAGAAACGCGCCUUAUUCUUGCUUUGGCUUAUAUGAUACCGGGUGGGAAAAAAUAUUGUUUUUUAGACUAGAUAACACCUCAUCUCAAAUAUAAUUAUGCAUUAAAGACUUACUAUAGACCUACAUAGGUUUACUGGAUAUUUCUUUAGCAGAGAAAUUAUUUUUUUAAUCAAACCCAUGCUUUGAUCGGAUCUGGGUAGUAGUAAGUUUCGACUUUGGCUAUUUUUGGACCCUAAUUAAGCUCAAAAUCUAGACAAAGAUCCAUAGAUUCGCCCGAAUAUGCAGAACCAUUAAAAUCUAAAAACCAUUAUAAGGGUAAUUUCUGUAACAUCCAAGGCAUGUCUUUAUAUGUUAUUAGGAUGGUUCUGUCUACAUAAAAUAGCCUCCCUAUCAUUAUUUGUGUCCUACAGGUACACAAAACAUGUGCCUUAAGAAGCAUCCGAUGGGUGUCUUGGCCCUUUUAUCUCCAACCUGACAUGUAAAAUGUCAGGUAUAAAACCUGAUUCUAAUUUAUGACGGAACAGAAACGAUUAUAAGGGAUUUUUUCUAUUGUUAGUCAUUCGUUGAUAAAACUUGGUAGCCGGCUAUAAAUUUCAUAUAAGAAUGCACUUCUUCACAUUCUCCCAUUAUCAGGAUACAACCGUAGAAGUCUACUGAUCUAUUAUAUUUUUUAAUGAAACAAACGGUUCAUAAAAGUUUAACUAAUAAGCGCUAUCGAAGAAUAAAAAAAUGUUAUUACAAAUAACAGUUUUUAAUAAUCUUCUUUAGGCCAUUUCAAAUGAAACAGGUUAUUCAUCGCAAUUAAACCUGAAAUCAAUUAGAUCAUUGAAUAACUAGUUGUUCCCGUUUAUACCAAAGAUAACCCCAAAUAACUUUUUUGAUUUUUGUUCAUUUAGACUAAAAAAAAAAAUUUCCGUGCUAUAUGAUACAAUAAACAGUACCGCAUCGCAAUUAGAAUUCAAAGAGCGCGUCUGCUUAGACCAUAAGAAGAAGAAGAGGUCGGUCUACAAUCGGUUACUGAACUUUGUUAUUAAUAUCUAAUAUUCGCGUUGUAACUAGAGGAAAUGGAUAAUAAGUAGUGCGUACGCGUAGGCAAUUUACCCUCUGUUAUGGACACUGGUCUGUUAUUAUGAACCAGAUUCGAAUCUUUAUGGAUUUUAUGUUUUUAGGCCGGUCAACUGGUACGUUGUCCCUGUUAAAUAUAUAUUUUAAUAAACCUGUCCAAAUAUUGCUUUUUAAAUUUAUUAUUCGUCAAUAAAAGUGUUUAUGGCCCUAAAAUAAUCCUGAGGCUUUAUGCAAAAUCACGACUCGCCCACCUGUUUAACCUUAAGGUACCCUAAGUCUAAUAGAAAAUAAAUUAUGGUGUCAAAAAUGUAAUUCUUAAUGGCCGUCAUUACUUUGUCUACCUGCUUUAAGCCUUUUUGGUGUUAAAAGCCAAAUUAUAGAAAAAGACUAAAAUCUGAAACUAUAAAUGUUUAUCAGCAUGAUGUCAUACAAGUCAAGAUAACAAAAUCUAGGGAAUUUCCCCCUUCUGAUUUUGUUGGCAGCACUUUGUUUGACAGCGGUAACAAACCUUCGGGAACAUUUAAACGCCGCGAAAAGUGACGAAGUCAAAAGCGCUAAAAUCGAAUUGAAAAUUUGUGGUUAUUAAGAAAUUUGAAAAAUGGCGGAAAUGGAGGCAAAAGAGCAAAAAGAAGAACCAAAGAAAAUAAUACAUACUUAUCCACUUAUAAGGCACUCCGAUAUGUCGGAGGAAAUGAAAACUGAGACGAUGGAACUGGUUGUUACCGCUUGUGAGAAAUUUUCAGCAAGUAAUGAGGCUGCCGCUAAAAUGAUAAAAGAAGAAAUGGAUAAAAAACUAGGCCCCUCAUUCCACGUGGUUGUAGGUGAAGAUUUCGGUUUUGAAAUUGCUUAUGAAUGUGCUAAUUUAUUAUAUAUGUUUUUCGGCGGCAAUUUGGCCAUAGUUAUCUGGAAGUGUUAAUAUAGGCAUCUACAAAGACACAUGAAUGUUUUU
This is a messenger RNA of Anthonomus grandis grandis, 2051 nucleotides long. Its product is annotated as dynein axonemal light chain 4. Bases 1701 to 2018 code for a protein of 105 amino acids. The record is from RefSeq and is a predicted model, not a curated record. Lineage: Eukaryota; Metazoa; Arthropoda; Insecta; Coleoptera; Curculionidae. The transcript is spliced from 3 exons. Gene Ontology annotation, cellular component: dynein complex. Gene Ontology annotation, molecular function: dynein light intermediate chain binding; dynein intermediate chain binding. Gene Ontology annotation, biological process: microtubule-based process.